This is a messenger RNA of Penaeus chinensis, 3071 nucleotides long. RefSeq names its product zinc phosphodiesterase ELAC protein 1-like. The coding region runs from base 31 to 1167 and encodes 378 amino acids. The record is from RefSeq and is a predicted model, not a curated record. Lineage: Eukaryota; Metazoa; Arthropoda; Malacostraca; Decapoda; Penaeidae. Gene Ontology annotation, molecular function: 3'-tRNA processing endoribonuclease activity. The transcript is spliced from 8 exons. Gene Ontology annotation, cellular component: nucleus.
GUUUACAAACAGAGACGUCCGCUAUCGACCAUGAAACUUCACUUUCUAGGAACCGGCUCAAGCUACCCAACAACCAAGCGUGGUGUGUCAUCUUUAGCUCUACAGCAGGAUGAUGGCUCCGUUUGGCUCUUUGAUAGUGGCGAGGGCACCCAGAUUCAGGCCCAGAAAGUCGCCGUUUCGAGACAGAAGAUUAACAAGAUCUUCAUCACUCACCUUCACGGAGAUCACAUGUUUGGUCUCCCUGGUCUCCUCUGCACCAUUUCAUCCCAGUUUGGUCUGACCGAGGAACAGCUGGAGAAGGAAGUGCCUCGUGUUGAUAUAUACGGCCCUAAGGGUCUCAGGCAAUUCAUCUACACAGCGUUAAGUCUUUCAAGAUCUCCACUGAUAUUCAAGUAUUGUGUACACGAGAUGGUUCCAGUUGCCUCACAGUAUUCCGAGGACUGGGAAGAAUGGGACGUUGACCACACUGAGCCCAGCGCAACCCACCCCAGUGAGCUUCCUGGGGUCACAGUCGAGCCUAGUGUCAUGGAGGAUGGCAAUGUACAUUGGAAACUUUUUGACAAUGAGGAGUGGUGUGUGCGAGCUGGUUGGAUUCAUCACAGGAUACCAAGUUUUGGUUUUGUCAUCAAUGAGAAAGAUAGGCCUGGUACACUCGACAAGAGCAAACUGGUCUCAUUAGGAGUAAAACAAGGCCCUGUUUAUGGCCAGUUGAAGAGCGGAAAGUCGAUAACGAUGGACAACGGAGACGUUAUCACGCCGGAUAUGGUUCUUGGCCCACCCAUUCAAGGACGAACGCUUAUCAUACUUGGAGACACGAGUGAUGCAUCACCCCUUGCCCAUAUGAUCCAGAGCUGUGAUGUGGUCGUCCAUGAAGCAACACAUGACGACACUCUCGGAGACAAAGCAGUGGAGUUUGGCCAUUCCACUCCAAGUCAAGCUGUGGCCUUUGCCAAGACCGUCGGAGCCAAGGCACUCUUGCUCAACCACUUCUCCCAGAGAUACAGCCCAUCUUCAAAAGAAUCUCUAAAGGAAGGAGAGGAGACUGUGGCACUGCUGGAAGAGCAAGCACAGGCAGCAGCCACAGGAGCAGGGUUAAGUGUACAGUGUGCUGAUGACCUCUUCGUGUAUGAAGUACCUGGUACCAGGAGAGCAAAUACAAAGAUUUAACUGUAUUCUCUGUGUUUUAAGUCUGUUUAAAGGUAUUUUAGAGUGUUUUUUGUUUUGUUUUUAUAGCAUACUUUAAAUAAUAAAUGAGAAAAUAAAAGGUUGUGAACAAGAUAAUUGCCAUUAAAUUGCAUGCACAAAAUGAAGAUGGAACUGCACACACACUAAUCAAUGUAAAACAUGAACCUGAUAAACUAUACUCUGGGACACUUCAAAUACAUCAGUAAUUGCUAGAAUAUCACAGUAUUUUAGAAUAAUGGGUCUGUUUACACAAGACCACAAUUUAAAAAGCACAUUAGCUUCUGAGAGACAGGAAUUUUCAGAACUUUGUGUAAGACAAGAAAUAAAAUACUUAGGCUUUGUGAUAAAGUAAUGGAAAUAUUAGCUGAUGAAAUUACCUGAAUAUAACACUCAUGUGUACUGUGCCCGUGCAAUAUGUGAAAAUUAAGACUAAUAAUUAUAAUAAUUUCUAAAAAUAGGAAAAAAGUUGUGGUACAAUGUCUCAUGUCAUCAUUCACCAUGGGUAACAUUAUGACAAUAACACUUUAAGGGUUAGGAAGAAAAAUAAUGGAAAGAGGUUUAAUAGUAUACAACAAAAUGUAUCACAGCAUCAUCUGUAAUGGAGAGUUUCUGAAUAUUUAUGUCUCAAAUGUUUUUAAGUGACUGAUUCUUUGUACUUCAAUAAGUGUAUAUCUAUAAUUUUUUAGAGUUUUUUAUGAAAUGAUUGAUGAUGUAUGUUUUUGUUAAUUUGUUGUAUUGUUGAUUAUAUUGCUUAUAGUUUUCUGCCAGUAUGUAGGACUUCAGCAGGUCAUUUAACCUGCUGCCUCUGGAGAUGGCAUUUACGACCAAGCCAUGCCCACUAAGAGUUCAGUAAUGUCUUAACACAUAGAUGGCUCCACAUGUACUAUGUCACCAAUGAACCAAUUACUAAUACUAUCUAUCUCACUUGUUUACCCUGUUCAUUGAUUUUUGAAAGUAUUUUUUAGUAUCUUAUAUUGCUGUUAGUAAUGCCAAUAAAAUUCUAAUAAUGUCUCUAAUAAUAACAGUGCCAUCAAUAGCAUUAGUUAAAGAAAAACAUUUUUCCUGAAAACUCAAGGAAAGGUGAAAUCAGGUUAGGUGACGAGGUCUUCUAAUUUGGCUCCUUGGUGGCUCAGCACUUGUGGAGCUAGCUAUGUUUAGAGAAACCACAAUACAAUACUACUGUGAACACUACAUUUUCUCGGGGGCACUGGGUUAAGAGGAAAACAAUGUGUUUAUCCAUACUUACUUGCUGUGUGGUGCAGCGGUAGUGAUCUCGUCUAGCAAUCUUGCCGACCUGCGUUCAAAUCCAUCGCCACCAUUGGAUGAUAACCCCGGCCAUUCCUUGUACACAGAGUAAUUUAAAAGCAAAAUGUCACAUCAAGAAUAUCCAUUGUAACAAAUGAAACAAAACAAAAUUUUAAAAUUGAAUGAAAUUCAUUACUACUGAUCCUUCUCUGUAUAUAUUUUCAGAAGUUAACAGAAUUGGUAACUGAUAGAUGAUAUAUACUUUUUUUUUCCUGCAUCAGGAUUUGUGGCACACAUGGAUGGCUCAGUACUACAUGAAAAGAACUGCAUUCCCUCACAGGGAUUCAAAAUAGUUUGUACAGUGUGGUUCAAAUACAGAGGGAGUGAUAUUUUGUGGCCUGUAAGCAUGUUUAUUUAUUCUAUGAGAAACUAAAAUAUUUCAGCUCUAAAGUUUGUGUAAAAUAAUAAUAGGUUACUUGAGUGAUAUUGCUUUUCUAUCUUCACAACUCAUUAGACAACUAGAAAUAUAUUUUAACUACACUACCAAGUUUGUUUUGAAUAUCAAAUUUAUCUUUAAGAACCCUCUCAGAACCAUUCUGUGUAUUUGGAAGAUAUAUUCAAUAAAAUGUUGAAACCUGUAA